Messenger RNA from Salvia hispanica, 1477 nucleotides. RefSeq names its product S-adenosyl-L-methionine-dependent methyltransferases superfamily protein (gene APG1). NCBI's taxonomy places the organism in Eukaryota, Viridiplantae, Streptophyta, Magnoliopsida, Lamiales, Lamiaceae. The record is from RefSeq and is a predicted model, not a curated record. Gene Ontology annotation, molecular function: 2-methyl-6-phytyl-1,4-benzoquinone methyltransferase activity. Gene Ontology annotation, biological process: methylation.
UAUAUCACUUCCACAACCAGUCACAGCCUUUGAUUGCAGACUUCCACAGAAGUCUCUUCUUCUCAACAUUCACGCCCAUUUUCUCUUCAUUUCACCAAAUCUCCGUUGCUGAAUCCCCGCGAUUCCUCAAUUCGCCGCUCCAAUGGCUUCCGCAAUGCUCAACGGCGCCGAAAACCUCACUCUCCUCCGCGCAAUCGCCCCAAACCCCAACCGAUUAGGUCUCCACACCUCACAUUUCCGCUUACCCCCAAUCUCCCGCAGCACCGUCUCAAUUCGAACUGCAAGGACUCCGAAAUGCAGCAUCUCCGCUCCGGCUCCACGGCCGGCGUCGCAGCCGCGGUUCAUCCAGCAUAAGAAGGAGGCGUUCUGGUUCUACCGAUUCCUCUCCAUCGUGUACGACCACGUCAUAAACCCUGGCCAUUGGACGGAGGACAUGCGCGACGACGCGCUGGAGCCGGCCGACCUGAACCACCGCGAUUUGACGGUGGUGGACGUCGGCGGAGGGACGGGGUUCACCACGCUGGGGAUUGUCAAGCAUGUGGAUGCGAAGAAUGUUACGAUUCUCGAUCAGUCGCCGCACCAGCUGGCGAAGGCGAGGCAGAAGGAGCCGCUCAAGGAGUGCACGAUUAUUGAGGGGGAUGCUGAGGACCUCCCCUUCCCCACCGACUCCGUCGAUCGAUACGUCUCUGCUGGGAGUAUUGAGUACUGGCCAGACCCACAGCGAGGAAUCAGGGAAGCGUACAGGGUUUUGAGACUUGGGGGAAAGGCGUGCUUGAUUGGUCCCGUGUAUCCAACCUUCUGGUUGUCGCGCUUUUUUGCAGAUGCGUGGAUGCUCUUCCCAAAGGAGGAAGAGUACAUAGAGUGGUUUGAAAAGGCAGGGUUCAAGAAUGUCCAACUUAAGAGGAUUGGCCCAAAAUGGUAUCGUGGGGUUCGCAGACAUGGGCUCAUCAUGGGAUGUUCUGUCUCAGGUGUGAAAGCCAGCUCCGGGGACUCACCUCUGCAGCUUGGUCCUAAGGCUGAGGAUGUAUCAAAACCUGUGAAUCCAUUGGUGUUUCUGGCCCGGUUGAUUCUCGGUGCCAUUGCAGGAGCUUACUACGUGUUGGUUCCGAUUUACAUGUGGCUCAAGGACCAAAUUGUCCCGAAAGGGCAGCCCAUAUAGGAGGCUGACGCUAAAAGCAAACCGUUUGUUCCUGCUGUUGGACCUUUACUGUAUUCCUCCUCAGCUCAAAUGGCAGUUCCCAAAAAUUAAAAAUUCUCACCCUGCAGAUUGAUAGGCGGGUUCCCUUGUAGUUUUCGAGUUAAUGUACCAAACAAGAUCAGUGAAACUUAGUUGUUCAAACCAUGAAAGUUCCCCUCCAGUAUUUGGAUAAUCAACCAAGACUGGUGAACUUAAUAAUGGUUGUAACAAGGCAAUCCACAUUUUGGUGCUAUUUUGUAGAAAAUCUGUUCGUAGAAAAUAUCGAUCUGCAUUCCCUUC